Messenger RNA from Pundamilia nyererei, 5481 nucleotides. Its product is annotated as inhibitor of nuclear factor kappa-B kinase subunit alpha-like. Gene Ontology annotation, cellular component: cytoplasm; IkappaB kinase complex. The transcript has 22 exons. Bases 339 to 2627 code for a protein of 762 amino acids. Lineage: Eukaryota; Metazoa; Chordata; Actinopteri; Cichliformes; Cichlidae. Gene Ontology annotation, molecular function: IkappaB kinase activity; ATP binding. Gene Ontology annotation, biological process: peptidyl-serine phosphorylation; tumor necrosis factor-mediated signaling pathway; positive regulation of transcription by RNA polymerase II. The record is from RefSeq and is a predicted model, not a curated record.
CAUAGCAGACUCUGGGGCAGUAUAAAUAUGUAUUUUGUUUAACUAUGAAUCAACAAAACUCUAUUGGACCCCAGAAUAAAAACACACGACUUAAAAUAAACACAAUGCCGCUUUUACACAGUCUUGACAGUGUUUUGAACGCAGUGGGCGUUGUGUUUUUGAACGCACCCUCGUUUCAUUUUCAAGAGACACAGCCGGGCUUUCUGGUGACGUUUAUGUGGGGAAGUCCAGUGUCGCGGUGCUGCGUUGACCUGAAAACAAGACACACUCCAGUUACACCUUUCUACUGCACACGGCUCAUGACACUUCCAUAGAAACCACAGGCUGCGUGAACAACAAUGGAGAGACCUCCCUUCAGGCAGAACCAGAACUUGGGGGACUGGGAACUGAAAGAGAGGCUGGGCAUGGGAGGCUUUGCCCAUGUUUACCUCUACCAGCAUAUGCAAACACACGAAAAACUGGCUAUAAAAAUGUGUCGCCUGGAGCUUACACCAAGGAAUAGGGACAGAUGGGGCAGAGAGAUCCAGAUCAUGAAAAAGUUAAAUCAUAUCAAUAUCGUGACAGCCCAGGAGGUCCCAGAGGAGGUGGAGCCCAUAGCCUUAAAUGAUCUUCCACUGCUGGCCAUGGAGUACUGCUCCAGAGGAGACCUGAGGAAGGUGCUGAGCAAACCUGAAAACUGCUGCGGUCUGAAAGAAAGUGAAGUGCUUUCAUUACUUAAUGAUGUUGGAUCCGGUAUCCAGUAUCUCCAUGAAAACAAGAUCAUACACAGAGAUCUUAAACCGGAAAACAUUGUGCUACAAGACAUCAACGGGAAGUUGGUUCACAAGAUUAUCGACUUGGGCUAUGCUAAAGACCUGGACCAGGGGAGUCUGUGCACUUCAUUCGUUGGCACACUUCAGUACCUGGCUCCUGAGCUCUUUGAGAAUAAACCGUACACUGUGACUGUGGACUAUUGGAGCUUCGGAACAAUGAUCUUCGAGUGCAGUUGCGGUUUCCGUCCAUUCCUACACAACCUGCAACCUGUGCAGUGGGCCAGCAAAGUGAGGAAUAAAGGUCCAAAAGACAUCAUGGCAGUAGAAGAACUAAACGGAGAAGUCAAGUUCUCCACACAUCUCCCCUACCCCAACAAUCUCAGCAGGACGCUGUUGGAGCCGAUGGAGGCGCUGCUUCAGCUGAUGUUAAAGUGGGAUCCAGUGCACAGAGGAGGCCAAGUGAACCAUGAAACCAAGAAACCCCUGUGCUUUGAACUCCUUGAUCAGAUACUGGUUAUGAAGGUCGUCCACAUCCUGAACAUGACCACAGCGCAGGUCCACUCCUUCCAGCUAACUCCUGACGAGAGUCUCCACAGUCUGCAGAAGCGCAUCGAAGCUGAGACCAAGAUCGAGGUGGUGAACCAGGAACUGCUGCAGGAGACGGGAGUGUCACUGGACCCCAGGAAGCCCGCUGCACAGUGUGUCCUGGAUGGAGUGAGAGGGUGGGACAGCUACAUUGUCUACCUGUUUGAUAAGAGCAUCACCAAGUACACCGGCCCCUUCAGUGCCAGACGUCUGCCUGAGAAAGUCAACACCAUUGUGCAAGAUGCCAAGACGCAGCUGCCUUUGGUGGUGAUGAAGAAGGUGUGGGGUGAAGCUGUGAGCUACAUCUGUGGCCUGAAAGACGACUACAGCAGACUUUUCCAGGGGCAGAGAGCUGCCAUGUUGAGCCUCCUCCGCUACAACACCAACCUGACCAGGUGUAAAAACAGCAUGUUCGGCUUCUCGCAGCAGCUCAAAGCUAAGCUGGAUUUCUUCAAGAGUAGCAUCCAAUAUGACUUGGAAAAAUACAGCGAUCAGAUGCACUAUGGCAUAUCCUCAGAAAAGAUGCUGAAAGCCUGGCAGGAGAACGAAGAAAGAGCUGCAGCUUUUGCUCAGGUGGCAGAGGUGAGCCAUUUGGAUGAUGAGAUCAUGGCUCUGCACUCUGAGAUAGUAGAACUACAGAGGAGCCCAUAUGCCCGACGCCAAGGAGACAAGAUGGAGCAGCUGGAAGAAAAGGCAAUCGAGCUGUACAAGCAACUGAAGAUGAAAUGCAAAGUACCUGACUCUGAUGUGAGCUGCGACAGCUCUGAGAUGGUGAAGGCCAUCAUCCAGACAGUCCAGAACCAAGACAAGGUCCUCAAAGAUCUGUUCACACACCUCAGUAAAAUCCUGAUCAGCAAACAGAAGAUCAUUGACUUGUUUCCCCGGAUUGACAAAACUCUGGAGAACAUCAAGGACGCUGACAACACCGUGAUGCAGAUGCAGAUCAAGAGACAGAGGGAGUUCUGGCACUUACUUAAGAUCGCCUGCGCUCAGAACUCGUCACGGAGCUCGAUAGCAGCCAGUCCCGAGUCGUCCAACCUGCUGCAGGUUUCUCAGUGGUCCCAGUCGGCACAGCCCGUCAGCUCCCCGCACCCCCUGACCUCCCUACCAGGGCCAAAUGACAGUGAUGCUGCCCCACGACUCCUGCAGGAGAACCAGAAGUACCUCAGUCAGCUGACCAGCCUGAUGCAGGAAGCUGCUGACGAACAGGCCAACAGCAUAGUGGACCAAGACUGGAGCUGGACGAAAUACGAAACUUUAACAACAAAACUAAAAAAGCGAAAUUCGUAAAGUCCACCCUCCACCCCCGCCUGAGUAACACUAAGGACUGUGAGCUGAUAACGCGGCUGAGCGGCGUCUAACAGUACAGUAGUACAGUUUGUACAUGGACUCGGGAUUUUCUCGUGAAAACGACUUUCCUGCUCAUCUUUAAAGAAAAAAAAAAAGAAGCUGAGUUCACGCAUGCUCAGCGGCGUCCGUCUCCUCCCAUCGUCUCACAUGGUGGAAGGUUUGAUUAUUGAGCUUGUUUUUUAUGACAAAACAAUGAAGCUGUCUCUCUCUCUCUUCUUUUCUUUAUGCUGCACAAUAUUCAUCACACUUUGCUCCAUUUUUGCAGUGAUAGUAAAAACCAAACUAUAGCACCACAUUUGAGGGCUUGAGGUGGAUCAGUCAGGUGGGAGAGCGUUCGACAGGAACGUGGGAACUCGUUUGACCCAAUGGCAUGAACGGGAAACGCAGGAAGGUGUCGGGGGUCGCUGGAAGGCGGGCGUGGGGAGGAAAUAAGAAUCAAGCAAAGAGCACUUUGAUACUCCCAUGUGUCCUCUCUGUGAAGAGGUGAAACGUUCCCAGCUGCCAAAAAUGUUGCAGAAUUUAAAGCGAGCAGAAACUGUCAGCGUCGGUUUGAUUGAUUUACUAGAAACGUUUGAGGGCGCGUGUUGAAUUCUCUGUAUGUACGUUUUUAAAAAACAAGUGUUACAGGCAGAAAUCCCAUGGCUGGCCAUUAUGUUAAUACGAUGUGUAUAUUGUAUGUGUGUCUUUUUAACCGUCAUGGAUGUAAGGCGGGGUUUUCUCGUCUCGUUCGGGUGCAAAUAAUGUACGCUAAAUUCAUAGUCGUGCAGAGCUGAAACGAUCAGUCCGUAGUUUCCACAGAAAUCUGCAGAUUUAAUGGGACGGUGAAGGAUGGCGAGGCUUGCUUUGUGCUGCACGCAUGAGCUGCUCCAGAGGAAGUUCUUUUCAGAUUUUCAGAUUAAAAUGUAAAUCUAAAAGUGCACGUUUCCAAAGAGCAAUUUAUAUCCUCACCUGAGGGACGAGGUUACCUGCCGAGCUGCAUGUCAGUAAAGUUCGCACAGGAACCUUUGCACAUUUAGUCACCAUUGCAGAAAAUAAAUUGCAUAUUUAUGAUGAUUAAGAAUAAAUAACACGAUUUACAUUUGGCCGACCUCCCACUUUAAGAUGAUCUGGGCCGUCUUCAGCACAGCGGCCGUGUUUGCAUCUCUGAGUGAAAUUGCCGUUAUUCCACCAAAUCAGUGAACACGUUUAAUUUUCUGCAAAAGCCUCGUGAUGCCCGUCUGUCUGGGAGUUUAGGUUUUCUCGAGUCCAGUGAAAGCUCGGUUAACAAAAACAUGAAAAAUCUUUUUCACUGCAGAUCUGAUAUCUUUGUCUCCCUGUCAAGGCUGAAAACAAAUAUUUUGUGCACAUCAUGGGUAAUUCUGCUCAUCUUAUUUUCAUCUUAUUUUUAUGGAUUUGAAAGAUCUGAAAGUCUAAAACCUUGUUGGUGUAUUUUUGACAGAUUAAAGUCAAAUUAUUUAUUCAAAAGAAAAUAAAUCAAGUGUUUCUGAUCUCUCUGAGAUGAUAAUUGAUCUUUUUCUUUAUCAAAUACGGCCAAAAAGAAAACCAUCUCAAAUGUCAGUGCCGUUUUUGAACAGUUUUAUAUUCAGACUUUUUGUUAAGAGAGAUUUUAAGGAUUCUCAACUUUUUCUGAAAUCAGAGAGAAAUGAGUGAUAGUCAGUGAUAACAAAUGUGCCAUCCACCAGAGUCUGUCAUUCAAUAAAUGAGGAAAUGUAAAACAAAUGAGUAAUCUUACCCUCUUAUCCAGCUCAGGCUUGCAGGGGGUGAGUGUGGAAAUCAUUUCCUCUAUUUUUAAAUAAUUGCAUGUGUAAAGCUCAAGCCUUCACUGAGUCACAUCGCACACCUCAACACGUUUAUCAGGUAAAGAAAACAGGAUCCAGGUUCAAUUUUAUUUCAUUAGCCGUCGGCUCAGUGGGAUAGUCUGAUGCUCUGCGUCCCACCAGUUGGACCCACUCCACAGUUUGAGAACCAAAAGGUAAAACUGGUGUAAACAGAACCAGAGCUGCUCUUACUUUCAUUCGUUCCUGUAGGAGGUCACGACUGAAGUUACUGACAGUGAGAAAGUUACAUUUGGAGCCUUUCAGUGAUAACAAAUAAUGUCAUCUGCCAGAGUCUGUCAUUCAGGAAAUGAGGAAAUAAAAACAAAUCGGAUGCAUUUAGUUUGUUUGGAUUGUCUGCGAGUCUCAGCUCGAGUUUUCUCCUCAUAACGAUCAAUCUGUCAAAAAUUAGGGGUUUUUGUCCUUAUUUUUUAAAAGUCCAGAAUUGAUUCAUCCAUGAGUAAAGCAGUGAUUAUUAUAAUGUUACACGGUAUAUUGAUGGUGCUGAAGAAACGCUUCCUGUUUCUCCGCUUUCUCAGAUCUGAGUAACAGGAAGCCGAGAACGUCUCGGGCUAAUUUGCUUGAAAAACAAAUAAAGACUAGCCGGCUAAUCGUUUCAGCUCUCACCACAAACACGAGUCGUUUCUCUCUGACAUCCCAUAAUGACAGGAAUGCAACAACGUUGGUGCAACGCGGUCGGGCUUCCUCUAAUCGGAGCGAUCGAACCCGUGAGCGAUGGGUUGAAUGUGCUGUACGUCGUGUUUCUUUGGGCCAGAGAGAGAAAUGAACUUUCUUGUAUUUAUGAAGUUAAAGUGCAAUGGCUAAAAUAAUAUUUUCUUUUUGUUUUGUAUUUAAAUAACUCCGUUUGUUUCUUUCCAUUUGAGUUUUGUUUCCGUCUGCUGGUUUAAGUAUGUUCACUUUUUAGAAAUGCAAUUGUAUGAAGAUCAAAUGUUUACCUGGAAAUAAAAUAAAUCACUUUG